Mytilinidion resinicola is the source of this 1534-nucleotide messenger RNA. RefSeq names its product Metallo-dependent hydrolase. The record is from RefSeq and is a predicted model, not a curated record. Bases 26 to 1267 code for a protein of 413 amino acids. The transcript has 2 exons. Gene Ontology annotation, biological process: N-acetylglucosamine catabolic process. Gene Ontology annotation, molecular function: N-acetylglucosamine-6-phosphate deacetylase activity. Lineage: Eukaryota; Fungi; Ascomycota; Dothideomycetes; Mytilinidiales; Mytilinidiaceae.
CACCAUUCUCCAAUAUCCCGCCAAUAUGUCAGCCGGUUGGUUUACAACCUUCACGAACUGCCGGUAUGUUCUUAACGGCGAAUUGGUGUCUGAUCAUCUCGUCAUCUCGGAUGAGUUAGGCACCAUCCUAAAGCGCGAAGGCUACAUAGGCGGGGAGUGCGUUGACCUGGAAGACACAAUCAUUGCGCCAGGCUUUCUGGAAUUGCAGACAAACGGUGUGAACGGGUUUCAUUUCACGCAAUUUGACGAUGAAGCGAGCUACGAGAAGAAGCUGGAAAGCACGGCCAAAUACUAUAUUCAAGAGGGAGUGACAGGAUGGUGGGCAACGGUGCCGACGGUGGGGGAGGCGGUGUUCAAGAAGAUCCUCCCCUCCCUUUCUCCACGCGAAUACCCCUCCGCUGCAACCCUCCUAGGCGCCCACGCCGAAGGACCCUAUCUCUCACCCUCCAAAAAUGGGGCACACAACGAGUCUCUCUUCACUCUACCCUCCACCUCUCCAUCAUCACUAUACGGUCCCUCCCUCUCCACCUCCGUAAAACUCAUAACCCUAGCUCCCGACCUUCCAAACAGCUCUUCCCUAAUCCGUUCCCUCAACUCCACCGGCAUCGUUGUCUCCCUCGGCCACAGCCCCGCCAACUACAUCGACGGCCUCGUUGCCCUAAAAGCAGGCGCGACAGCUCUCACCCACACAUUGAACGCCAUGGCGCCGCUCCAGUCACGCGACCCGGGGCUCGCGGGGCUCCUUGGUCUCCCUCACACUUCGUUGUCCAUCGACCAACCCGCUUCGCCGUACUUCUCUCUCAUCCCAGAUGGCCUCCACAUGCACCCGUCGACGCUAUCUCUUCUCCAUCGUUCCAAUCCUCGCAAAUCAAUCCUUAUCACGGAUAGCAUCGAGCUCGCCGGUCUACCCGACGGCACGUACCCCGGCCAUGCCCAGAUCCCGCGUGAGCAGACGAAGCGCGGCACGCGUGCUACCAUUGCUGGAACGGAAACGCUCGUUGGGGGUUGUAUCUCGCUGCAGGAAGGCGUGCGCAACCUGAUGGCGUGGAGCGGGUGCGAUAUUGCAGAAGCGGUCGCGACGGUGACGGAGAACGUGGCGGCGAUGAUGGGUAUAGAUGGAGUUGGCGGCCGUGGAGUGUUGAAGGAGGGACGCCGGGCUGAUUUGUGUGUGUUGAGUGAGGAAGGAGUCGUGUUGCAAACGUGGAUUGCGGGGAACAAGGUGUGGGACAAGGAGGAGGCGGAGGGGGAUGCGGAUCAGAAGGAGUGAAUGCGGCCGAGGAAGUAGUUUGCUUCAUGGAGGUUCUGGUGCCGGGCUUGCGUAUACUGUCGAUACGUGGGUUCGUAGAUGGCGGUUCGGUAUCUAGAGCUUGUGUGAAAGGGAAGUGAGCGGUUUUAUAGACUACAUUAAGCGGCGCUUUAGUCCUCUUCUACUUCGUCCCCCUCUACACCUCUUAAGCACUGCUACUACUUUCAUGGUUUGCACAUAGAAAUAUUUGGCUGGUGUAGGCUUCAAGCAUAAGCUUGAGUAGGAGAC